CUCAAUUUUUGGGUUGUCCCGUUUUUAACUAAAAUGAGUCGAAUUCGACUCAAUUUUGAGUAGCUGAGGCUUAGCGUGUACAGUUUUCGUUAGUUUCCUGCUCGCUGCGGACGUUCCAAAAAAUAAGCAAUUUCAUGACUUCAUAAUCAAGAUUGCCCGAAAAAAUGCCAUCACCACCGCGCAGAAAAGCACACAGAGAAAAACGCCGGGAUAGGGAACGAAAUCGAUCGACCGGCAGGGAACGUCGGCGAUCAAUUGAACGAGAAAGAAGUCGAGACCGAAGUCGAGAACGUCGGGAGCGAGACAGGGAACGAGAUCUGCGCCAGCGUGAUUACAGAAGAAGAUCGAGAUCGCGGUCAUAUGACAGAGACCGAGGUCGCGAUAAAUCACCACUCCCCUCAUCCUCCAGACGAAUUCAAGCCAAGCCCGUGGUAACAGAGGCCGAUCUGGAAGGGAAAACACCUGAGGAACAGGAAAUGCUCAAGACCAUGGGAUUUUGUGGGUUCGACACAACAAAAGGUAAGAAGGUCGAAGGCAACAACGUGGGCGAAGUACAUGUGAUCUUAAAACGGAAGUACAGACAGUACAUGAAUCGUAAAGGUGGUUUCAAUCGGCCUCUGGAUUUUGUUGCCUAGGUUCAAAAUGCUUUUCCUCUGCAUUACUCAGUUUAGUAGAAUUGCGAUAUCUUGUUCCAAUUCAUAUCUCUAUUACUUAUUGAUUUGCGUAACCAGUUCUUAUCAAAUGGGUAUAUUUAAAGUGAUCCUCUACAUCCAAACCAUCCUCCACAAAGUACAAUAGUCACAACACAAACGGGUUCCAUAUAACUGCAAUAGCCACAUUUUCAUAUACACACAUAUUAGACACCGAUACUAAAUUACCAUAACAAUGCAAUAGCCAAAAAGAGUACAUUGAAACGGGAUGUUGGGGCCAUGGUCAAGUACUAGGAAUCUGCCUUCAAUUUUUCUCAUACACUUUCUUAUUCCUUAAUUUUCCUUCCAUUAUUCCGUUCAUACCCUUACGCCUUGUAUACCCAACCAGUAAAGCUUGGUUGAUUCUAAACAGACUUUCCAUUUUCCCAAUAUCUCGUCUCAUAACUCUUCUCUAUAUACAAACACCAAACCUCAUAGAUUUUAUUCAUCACAGUUAACAAUAGUAUCAAAACAGAAACUUUAAUAUACCUCAUAAAUUAAGUAAAUGCGAAUGUACUGUUUGUAUGCAGGAAUAAAACCUUAUACAGUUUUUGAUAAUAGCGACAGAAAUAUUGAAUUUUUGGGAAGUGAAACAUUAGAAUACUACACAAACGUCCUUCAUUUGAAAUCAUUGUUAAUCAUCCUCGUUAUUACAAACUCAUUGUCACUGCUAUUUUAUAAUAAAAUUAUAAUUGUACAAUUUUUUCAAAAGAAAAAAUUAAAAAUGUUUUUAGCGUUGCUAAAAUGUAAAUUUGCAAUCUAUUCAGGUUCUGUUAGAAAAUGUAUAAUUAUGUUUCCAAGUAAAAUUUUACUCAUUUCAGCAAUUCUUAAUUUUUUUUACGUUUUAUAAAUAUCAAGACUGAAAAGUGUAGAAUUUAAUUUUGAAACAAUAUUGCACAAUUGAUAUUAUAGAUAGUGGAAUUCAUAGAUUGGCGAAAAAAAGUAUAUCAUGUCUCCGAACAAAACAAGUUCCAUCGAACGAAUAUGACACGAUUGCGAUUACUGUGCGAAGGCGUGUGAAAUAAUAUUCACUUGAUACACUCUACAACUAAGGUAUUUAAUCACGCACACGCUAAACUAUUGGUACCAAUAACUAUAUGUGAAACCUGUCAAGAUUAUUAUUGUAAGCAUGUUAAUUAAUAUAAGUUGUACAAAAUUUCGGUAUCUAAAUUAUAAAAAUUUAAAUUAAGUUACAGUGUUACUUUUCAUGAUUGUGACAAAAGAAAAAGCUGAAUAAAAUGAUAAGUUCAACAAAAAAAAA
Messenger RNA from Armigeres subalbatus, 1950 nucleotides. It is a transcript of the gene ytr, whose product is annotated as U4/U6.U5 small nuclear ribonucleoprotein 27 kDa protein. Gene Ontology annotation, biological process: RNA splicing. Gene Ontology annotation, cellular component: precatalytic spliceosome. Lineage: Eukaryota; Metazoa; Arthropoda; Insecta; Diptera; Culicidae. The transcript has 4 exons. The coding region runs from base 165 to 635 and encodes 156 amino acids. The record is from RefSeq and is a predicted model, not a curated record.